UCCCAGCCGCUACUUCCGCCAGGAGUCCCCAGCGGCUCGGUGUUGGAAACUGGCCUUAAAGCGGCCUCCUCUUUCUCCCUUCAGCCUGCCCAGCCGAGGCCGGGUCCCCAGGUGGCGGCGGCGGCUGCUGGGCCUGUCGCGGAGCUUUCUUUUCGCUCGAGACCUGCGCCUGGGGGCACCCGGAGUUCGAGAGAGACGCCCCGGCCUGCUCCAGCCCCAGCCCUCCUCUUCCCGCGGCCAGUGACUGUGACCGCAGGCCUCGCCGCGCCCACCCGAGCCUAGGGCGGGGCCCGGUCUCCCCGCCCCGUCCCCACCCCUCCAGCCUGCCGGGGGCCCGGUCAUCCUCCUCCCGAGCCCUGCGGCGCUGUGACCGCCUCGGACCUCCGGGACCCGGGGAGUCCCGUGGCUCCGGCCGCGGGGAAACAUGGAGUUUGCGGAGCUAAUUAAGACCCCGCGGGUGGACAAUGUGGUGCUGCACCGGCCUUUCUAUCCCGCCGUCGAAGGGACGUUGUGUCUGACUGGUCACCACCUGAUCCUGUCCUCCCGGCAGGACAACACGGAGGAGCUGUGGCUCCUCCAUUCAAACAUCGACGCCAUUGACAAGCGAUUUGUGGGACCACUGGGUACCAUCAUCAUAAAAUGUAAAGAUUUUCGAAUAAUUCAGUUGGAUAUUCCUGGAAUGGAAGAAUGUUUGAAUAUAGCCAGUUCCAUUGAGGCAUUGUCUACGCUGGACUCUAUCACUCUGAUGUACCCUUUCUUUUAUCGGCCCAUGUUUGAAGUGAUGGAAGAUGGCUGGCAUUCUUUCCUUCCUGAGCAAGAGUUUGAACUCUACUCUUCUGCUACCAGUGAAUGGAGGUUAAGCUAUGUCAAUAAGGAAUUUGCUGUCUGCCCUUCUUACCCACCAAUUGUCAUAGUUCCCAAAUCCAUUGAUGAUGAAGCUCUUCGAAAGGUAGCUGCAUUUCGACAUGGAGGACGCUUCCCAGUACUCAGCUAUUACCAUAAAAAAAAUGGAAUGGUAAUCAUGCGAAGUGGUCAGCCACUCACUGGCACAAAUGGGAGAAGGUGCAAAGAAGAUGAAAAGCUGAUAAAUGCUACCCUCAGAGCAGGAAAACGAGGCUACAUCAUUGACACCCGCUCUUUAAAUGUCGCUCAGCAAGCUAGAGCCAAAGGUGGCGGCUUUGAACAAGAAGCUCAUUAUCCCCAGUGGAGGCGGAUUCAUAAGUCUAUUGAGAGGUAUCACAUUCUUCAGGAGAGCUUAAUUAAACUUGUAGAAGCUUGUAAUGACCAAACACAUAACAUGGACCGAUGGCUCGGUAGAUUGGAGGCUUCGAACUGGCUGACUCACAUCAAAGAGAUUCUUACAACUGCUUGUCUAGCAGCUCAGUGUAUCGACAGGGAAGGGGCAUCCAUAUUGAUUCAUGGAACAGAAGGAACUGAUUCCACACUUCAGGUUACCUCCCUGGCCCAGAUCAUCUUAGAACCCAGAAGCAGGACCAUCCGUGGUUUUGAGGCCCUGAUAGAAAGAGAGUGGCUGCAGGCUGGCCACCCGUUCCAACAGCGCUGUGCACAGUCAGCCUAUUGUAAUAGUAAGCAGAAGUGGGAGUCACCUGUAUUUCUUCUCUUCUUGGAUUGUGUGUGGCAGAUACUUCGUCAGUUUCCUUGCUCUUUUGAAUUUAAUGAGAAUUUCCUCAUCAUGCUCUUUGAGCAUGCAUAUGCCUCACAGUUUGGAACAUUUCUGGGCAACAAUGAAAGUGAAAGAUGUAAGUUGAAGCUGCAGCAGAAAACGAUGUCUCUGUGGUCUUGGGUCAAUCGGCCUGGUGAACUGAGUAAGUUCACCAAUCCUCUCUUUGAAGCCAACAAUCUUGUCAUCUGGCCUUCAGUUGCUCCACAGAGUCUUCAGCUAUGGGAAGGAAUUUUCCUACGUUGGAACAGAUCCUCCAAGUAUUUGGAUGAAGCAUAUGAAGAAAUGGUUAACAUCAUUGAAUAUAACAAGGAAUUACAGGCAAAAGUAAAUGUACUUAGGAGGCAGUUGGCAGAACUGGAAACUGAGGAUGGAAUGCAGGAGAGUCCCUGAAAAGUCUCCCCACAACCUGCAUAAAUAAGGACCUUCCAGGACCUGAAUCCCACCUCUCUCUCCCUUGGCCCUUCAGUUCACUUUUGCACCGUGAACUGAAUGAAGCCUUGAACGUAAGGCUUUAGAUGUGAGAACCCUCUAAUAUAGUGGAUUUCUCAAUACUUUAUGAAUGAAACUUACUGUAGUUACUCAUGAUUCAUGUGGCCUAUUAGGCCUCUCUACUUUGGGAGCAGAAAGGAGGUGCUAGUCAUUUUAUUUUAUGUGAAACAGGUGACCUAUUUAAUGCCAUUUGUGUUAUAUGCCAUUUAAUCCUAAAAUUUUUUCUGUGUCUACUUUCCAAACAGUGCUCCAGACCAGUCAAGGAUAUGAUUAAUCUCUUUAGGGAAUAUCUGUUAGUUUUAAAAAAGCUCAGACUUUUAAACACUCCAAAUACAGAAAUAUUUUUCAAAACUGAAAUGGUUGAUAAACCAAGAAUUUUGUGAUUAACAUGCUAUUUCCAACACCUGUGCCCUUCUCUUUAAAAUAGCUUUGGAUUAACAAAGCUGAAUUCAUUCUCAUUCUGGUUUGUCAAGAAAGGAAAAUCUGAGUAUUUAUUCAAGGUAAAUAUUUUUACAAGGAUUAUAGUAUAAUCCUCUGAUAUUUACAUUAAGAAGUAAAUUUUAACAGUAGACAGUAAAAGUAUGUGCAAUAUAGAAAUAAAGUAGGUCUUUGUUACUGAUACAGUAUCGUUACUAUUGAAUUGGUUUUUCAGGUUUUUCACCAUACAUAUUAAAUGCGAUCAAAUGCUGGAUAUCCCAUUAAACCAUCAUUUAGGAUAGAUGUUAGUUUGUUAUAAUUAAGCUACAAAUACGGUUUCCUUAAACCAGAAAUGCACUGCCCUUGUCCGAAGUUCUUACUGCACUGUUUCAUGUAUCUAUAUGUGUUAAGUUUUAUUAAGUUAUGUGUUAUUUUUAAGUAUUCAAAGAGUUUACUGAUACUAAGCUUAAGCCUUUCAUGUUGGCCUGAGCCUUUUGAAAAUUUAUCUCGACUCUGCUGAUUUGUUCAUUAAAUGUUAGGCAAAUCUAAUUAAAGUAGAGGUGAAAGUUUAUGAACAUGACACAGCUAUGUUUUAAACUGCAGAAACAGAUUGAAAUGUUUCAAUGUUAUGACCGUAUUUAUGCUAUGCUAGUUUAUGCCUGCUACGCUGAAAGUCUGUGGUUCAGUGCUUUCUAUAUACAUUUCUGUUUUGUGGCACUGUUCAUUUUAAUAAAUACUAUCAAUUUUAGUUUUCUAUUAAAAGGAUAGUCGAAGAGUAAAUGUUUAAUACCAUUUCCACCCCAUCUGUUUAUAGCCAUUUCAGUAUAAAGCAUACCAGAACUGAACCCUGCUUUAGAGCUAUAUAUUGAGCUAAAAAUAUAAUUCAAAAGAUAUCUAGUUUAGCAUAAUCUAUGGCCACAUUCAGACACCUUAGAAAAUAGCAAAUACUUUCCUUCUCCAGUUGCCCAGGCUUCAUCUUGUUUUCUUGGACUGGUAGCAAAAGGCUUGGACAAC
This is a messenger RNA of Neogale vison (American mink), 3604 nucleotides long. It is a transcript of the gene MTMR9, whose product is annotated as myotubularin related protein 9. The coding region runs from base 425 to 2074 and encodes 549 amino acids. Gene Ontology annotation, biological process: negative regulation of autophagy. The record is from RefSeq and is a predicted model, not a curated record. The transcript is spliced from 10 exons. NCBI's taxonomy places the organism in Eukaryota, Metazoa, Chordata, Mammalia, Carnivora, Mustelidae.